Drosophila yakuba is the source of this 899-nucleotide messenger RNA. RefSeq lists its product as uncharacterized. NCBI's taxonomy places the organism in Eukaryota, Metazoa, Arthropoda, Insecta, Diptera, Drosophilidae. Bases 104 to 820 code for a protein of 238 amino acids. Gene Ontology annotation, cellular component: membrane. The transcript has a single exon. The record is from RefSeq and is a predicted model, not a curated record.
AAAGCGACAGUAGGCAGAAGUCUUGUUACUUCAAAGUAAAACAACAGGAAUUUGUGUAGCUCACCUGGCUCGGCUUUCAUCAACUGGAGCCUAACCCGGCGAGAUGGCUAAUCCAUUUCGCUGGUGUCGCAUGUCGCACGACUGCGUCUUGCAGAUUAAUGUGGUUCUGGUGGUGGUCGGACUGAUCUUUCUGCUUGACGUGCUCAGCCACCUCUAUCUAAAGGUGGUCAUGUUUCCGGGCCUACGUCUAUACCCGGUCGCCUUGCGCCCCUGGCUUUUUUGGGUGCGCGCUCUGACCAUGGUUGCCUACAUAUUGAACGCGGUUCUUGGGAUUUGCAUGGCCCGACAUCCUUCCGUCUUAAAGUUCGCGGGUUAUAUGCUUAUAGGCUGCGUGGUGUUGCUGUACACAAUUAGCAUUGGAGUGACUCGCUUCAUGUAUCGCGGAAGAUUCGAGUUCUUCGUCGAGAUGCUGGUGCUGCAGAUGUGGGUAAGAAACAGUCUUGGCAAGGUCGAAGUGGAGUUUGAGUGCUGCGGAAAGACCAGCGUAGUUGACUACCAGACAGCCUCGAGCAACCGCACCUGGCCCAUUGGCUGCUGCUGCGGGGAGCAGAACUGCACCGGAUGCACCUCGAAGCUUAGCAAGUACCUGUGGACCAUCGAGAUGGAUGUGGCGAGGGAUAAUAUUAUCGUAUCCGUGGCCUUGUUCGUGGCUAUGAUCGUCAUGGUUUUACACUUUAAGGAUGUGCAAUCCCUCGACGACACUGGUGAUUUGGAGGAGUCUUCAGAACUGGCCGUAGACGACUCGGACGCUAAAGAAUAAGACCCAUUCCUAUAUAGUGUGACGGUCCUAGUUGACUAAUUGAUAUGUUCUUCUUCCUAAUGAAUUAUUUCUUAACACA